Molecule: messenger RNA, 821 nt
Organism: Cuscuta europaea
Lineage: Eukaryota; Viridiplantae; Streptophyta; Magnoliopsida; Solanales; Convolvulaceae
Source: the annotation of a GenBank genome assembly
UGGGGAAGUGAUUGGGAGACCAAUCAAUAUGAGGGUGGGACCUUUGCCAUAUGAUUUGGUGAGAAAUGCCAAAAUGGCAUCCUCAAUCACCCCUCACCCCAUAUGCUCGGUUCAAUCAUCCAAGGAAGGGAGAGAAACUCUGAAAAUACUCCAUUUCCUCAUCCUUUCACGCACCAAGAACAAAGGAGGAAGAAGGAGGGGAAAAGAGAAGAGAAAAGGUUGUUUUGGAGAGGAAAACUUGUGUUUAGCAAGGUAUUCAAGGAACUUUCACGGAGUUGAAAAGGUCGCCGGAGUUGUCGCCGGAGUUCGUUGAAGUUCGCCGGAGUUUCGUCGGAGCUAAAUCGGGAAGGCUAGAACUUCAUAAGCUUCAUUAAGGUUGAGGCUAGAGUCCUAUUACCUGCACCUUUGCCUAGGGUGACCAUUCGAGGAGGAAGACGUGGUUCGUGCUUCCAUUCAUAUUUCAAAUGUAUAAACUGCUCAUGGAUUUUUGAACAAUGUUUUCAUUAAAACAGUUGGGGGCCUGCGUGCCCGUGUUUGCCACGUGUGGCUAAGUAUCAAACAUUUUAUUAUUUUCCGCAUUUGUUUGAUUAUGAUAUUGAUGUUGAUUGUAUGUGUUUACUAAUCGGUUUGGCAAUAGAAUCAAUCGGACGCCUUGUACAACUCAAUGGGGAUGAACUGUUGUUGUUCUUAUCGGGUUGUACGGCGGUUGUCUACGUGGCUCGAACGCGGUCCGGGGCGUGACAAGUAGAGCCGGCCUGAUAGUCAUGGAAGUGUAAUAACUGAGCAUUGAUCAAUUCCUAUAAUUAAAAUUACUAGUCCAG